AUGCAAGUUACGGAAGGCACAGCCACAAUCAGGACUAGAAAGUUCAUGACCAAUCGACUGUUAAGUCGAAAACAAAUGGUGGUGGAUGUGUUUCAUCCGAGACAGCCCACGGUUAAAAAAACAGAAAUAAGAGAAAAAUUAGCCAAAAUGUACAAGACUACGCCAGAUGUAGUUUUUGUUUUCGGUUUUAGGACUAAUUUUGGAGGUGGUAAAACAACAGGAUUCGGUUUAAUAUACGAUACUUUAGACUAUGCGAAAAAAUUUGAGCCAAAACACAGGCUCGCAAGGCAUGGGUUGUACGAAAAGAAAACUCAAACUAGAAAGCAAAGAAAGGAAAGAAAGAACAGAAUGAAGAAGGUUAGAGGUACAAAGAAGAGUAAGCUUUGUUCAUCUAAAUGCAAGUUUUUAACUUUCAGGGUGGCAAGAAAUAAAGGAGGAAUUAAAAGAAAUAUGGAUUUUGGGUAUUAA
Messenger RNA from Pediculus humanus corporis (human body louse), 468 nucleotides. Its product is annotated as 40S ribosomal protein S24, putative. Lineage: Eukaryota; Metazoa; Arthropoda; Insecta; Psocodea; Pediculidae. Gene Ontology annotation, molecular function: structural constituent of ribosome. Gene Ontology annotation, cellular component: ribosome. Gene Ontology annotation, biological process: translation. The transcript has 4 exons. The record is from RefSeq and is a predicted model, not a curated record. The coding region runs from base 1 to 468 and encodes 155 amino acids.